UCCUUCCUUCCUUCCUUCCUUCCUUUCUUUCUUUCUUUCUUUCUUUCUUUCUUUCUUCUCCAUAUAUUUUGCCUGUUUUCCCGUCAAUCUCCUUGCCUCAGAACAAGAGGGUUUUUGUUUUGUUUUCUUCAAUGAAUAUACCCCGAUCCUAUGUGCCUGCCACAUAGAUGAAUUCUGUUUCCUCCGCCAGUACUGAGCUCUUGAUUGCCUGACUGACUGAAUUAGGAAAAGCAAAGGCUUUCAUGAAUUGAGUCACAUAUGGCCACCAAAUUCUUUAGCAAAAAUUAGUUCUAGACAUUAGAGUAAAAAACAAAUUUAAAAAGACUUGCUAAAUGCAGCAGUGGCUUAAGUCCACUGCACAUAUCACAUAUGCUAAUGGUGUCCCGUGGCUCCCUUUUUUGUCCUCACUUCGUAGUUCUGGCUGGCCUGAAAUUCACUAUGAAGAGCAGGUUAGGCUGAAACUCAAAACUCGCAGAGAUCCCCCUGCCUCUGCACCCGGAUUGCUGGGAUUAAAGGCACAUGCGAUAUCCCAUCUAGUCUGUGGCUACUUUUAAAUUGCACAUCUCUGCUUGACAAGAUCAGGGAGACUGAAAAUUUUAGGUGUUAUGAGCCAAGUGACUGUGCGCUCGAGCGGUCUCCCGCCCGCCCCACCCCACGUGAAACACUAGGAUCCGGACGCGCCGUCACUAUAGAAGGAAAACAGGCCAGAUCUGGUGACGCACAUCUGUAAUUCCCGCCUUUAGGAGUCAGAAGCGGAAGGGUCGCUGCAAAUUUAAGGCCAGUAGGCUCCUUACGGCAAGUUCACCGCAAAAGGUCCCUGACGCCCCAGUACCCUGGUGGAUGCAGAGGGAAGAGGCAGUGCUGCUCCCUGACGUCACAGGUUCCCUCCCGUGAGCACUUGCGCCCGGAGUUCGCGCGUUCUUCAGGGUAGGGGUUUGGCUCAUCAUGGCUGCUUGCCGAGCACAACCACCUACCUCCGAGCAAGCCUGGCUUGAGGCUGCCCAGACCUUCAUCCAAGAGACCCUCUGUCCAGCUGGCAAGGAGGUGGACAAAGAGUUGACUCGGUCAGUAAUUGCUUGUGUGAAGGAGACGUGGCUGUCCCAGGGGGAGAACCAGGAUUUAACUCUGCCCUUCAGCUACAGCUUUGUCUCGGUACAGAGUCUGAAGACCCAUCAGCGCCUCCCAUGCUGCAGCCACCUGUCCUGGAGUCAGAGUGCUUACCAGGCGUGGACCCGCGGAGGCCGGCCGGGGGACGGCGUCCUGCCCCGGGAGCAGCUGAUACUUUUAGGGACACUAGUAGACCUAUUGGGAGAUUCGGAACAAGAAUGUAGGAGUGGAAGCCUGUAUGUGAGGGAUAACACUGGGACCUUGGACUGUGAGCUCAUUGAUCUAGACCUUUCUUGGUUGGGCCAUCUCUUCCUAUUCCCCAGUUGGAGUUACCUUCCUUCUGCCAAGAGGAAUUCCUUGGGGGAAGGGCACUUGGAACUAUGGGGUACACCGGUGCCAGUAUUUCCUUUGACUGUCAGUCCUGGCCCUCUCAUACCUAUCCCUGUCCUCUACCCAGAAAAGGCGUCCCACCUGCUCAGAUACAGAAAGAAAUCCAGUAUAAAGGAGAUAAACCUCGCUGGAAAACUGGUCCAUCUGAGUGCCCUGAUAAUAACUCAGAACAAAAGGUAUUUCAUCAUGACACUUGGUGAAUUAGCCCAAGCUGGCAGCCAGGUGUCCAUCAUUGUACAGAUCCCUGCUCAGAUGGUGUGGCACCGAGUCCUCCGGCCUGGCAGGGCCUAUGUACUGACAAAAUUGCAAGUAACCAAGACCCGGAUUCACCUUUCCUGUAUUUGGACAACCAUUCCAUCUUCAACUCUGAAGCCUCUGAGACCAGGUUAUGUGCAAGAGCUGGAGCUGGACUUAGAGUUCUCGAAAGCUGACCUUAAACCACCACCCCAGCCCACCAGCUCCAAAGACAGCAGAGGGCAAGAAGGUCUUGUCCGGGCUUCCAAAGUCUUGCAUUAUUUGGGAACAGUCACUGCUGUGUUGCAUGAGUCUGCCGGCCUCUACAUUCUAGAUGGGCAGCUGAUUCUCUGCCUCGCAUACCAGAAGAUCCAUGGCCUCAGGCGGGUUAUUCGACCAGGGGUCUGUCUGGAGCUCCGAGAUGUUCAUCUCCUCCAGGCAGUGGGUGGAGCAACAACAAAACCUGUCCUGGCGCUCUGUCUCCAUGGCACUGUUCGGCUUCAAGGCUUUUCUUGUCUUAAGCCUCUGACUUUGCCGUCCUCCAAAGUUUAUGGUGCCUCCUUGUAUGAGCAACUCGUGUGGAAAUGUCAGUUAGGACUUCCCUUAUACUUAUGGGCUGCCAAGACCCUGGAGGAUCUCAUCUACAAGCUGUGUCCCCAUGUGUUGAGAUGUCACCAGUUCCUGAAGCAACCCUCUCCUGGGAAGCCCAGCUUGGGCCUGCAGCUCCUGGCUCCCUCCUGGGAUGUUCUGAUUCCACCUGGCAGCCCCAUGCGGCAUGCGUACAGCGAGAUCCUGGAAGAACCACACAACUGCCCCCUUCAGAAAUACACUCCACUGCAGACUCCCUACUCUUUCCCUACUAUGCUCGCCCUGGCAGAGGAAGGGCAGCACAGGGCUUGGGCUACUUUUGACCCAAAGGCCAUGCUGCCUCUCCCAGAAGCCAGUCACCUGACCAGCUGCCAACUGAAUCGCCACCUAGCCUGGUCCUGGGUCUGUCUGCCAUCCUGUGUGUUCCAGCCAGCCCAGGUUUUACUUGGGGUCCUGGUGGCUUCAUCUCGUAAAGGUUGUCUGGAGCUUCGGGAUCUAAGAGGUUCACUGCCUUGUAUCCCCUUGACUGAGAGUUCACAGCCCCUCAUUGACCCGAAUCUCGUAGGCUGCCUGGUGCGGGUAGAGAAGUUCCAGUUGGUAGUAGAGAGAGAAGUCAGGAGCAGCUUCCCUUCCUGGGAGGAGAUGGGCAUGGCACGCUUCAUCCAGAAGAAGCAGGCCAGAGUCUACGUCCAGUUCUACCUGGCUGAUGCCCUGAUCCUGCCCGUGCCCAGACCCACCUUUGGUUCAGAACCAUCUCAGACAGCCUCCUCCUGCCCAGAGGGACCCCACCUGGGACAGAGCCGGCUGUUCUUACUGUCCCACAAGGAGGCCCUCAUGAAACGUAAUUUUUGUCUCCUUCCGGGAGACAGUUCACAACCUGCAAAGCCCACCUUGAGUUUCCACGUGUCAGGAACUUGGCUUUGUGGCACACAGAGGAAGGAAGGUUCUGGAUGGAGCCCACCCGAGUCUCUGGCCGUUGAGAGCAAGGAUCAGAAGGUCUUCCUCAUCUUUCUUGGCUCUUCAGUUCGAUGGUUUCCGUUCUUGUACCCAAACCAAGUCUACCGACUCGUGGCUUCCGGCCCCUCACAGACACCAGUGUUCGAGACAGAGGGCUCAGCUGGCACCUCUCGACGUCCUCUGGAACUGGCUGACUGUGGAUCUUGCCUCACUGUCCAAGAGGAGUGGACCCUGGAGCUUGGGAGCUCUCAGGACAUACCUAAUGUACUGGAGGUCCCUAGAACACUGCCCGAGUCCUCACUGGCCCAGCUGCUCGGUGACAACUCCCCCGAUUCCUUGGUAUCUUUCUCUGCUGAGAUUUUGUCUCGGAUACUGUGUGAACCACCUCUGGCCCUUCGCCGGAUGAAACCUGGGAAUGCUGGGGCUAUUAAAACAGGUGUGAAGCUAACAGUAGCUCUAGAAAUGGAUGACUGUGAAUAUCCCCCUCACCUGGACAUAUAUAUCGAAGAUCCACAGUUGCCUCCCCAAAUAGGACUCCUUCCAGGAGCCCGAGUCCACUUUAGCCAGCUGGAGAAAAGGAUUUCCAGGACAGGGUCUCACUAUGUUGUCCCGGCUGUUUUGCAACUUCCUGUGUCGCUCAGGCCAGCCUCAAACUUACAAGCUUCCUCCUGCCACUGCCUGUCUCCAGAUGCCGAGUACUAUGCUCAGCUUUGCUGUGACUGGCUGCUAGUCUGCGCCUGCUGUUCCCUCUGCUUUGAUAGAGCUCUGGAUAUGCCCCUGGGAUCCAACAUUGUUUACUGUUGUUUCCGGUCAUCCACUUCUGUGCAGGUCCUGAGCUUCCCCCCAGAGACCAAAGCCAGUGCUCCUCUGCCCCACAUCUAUCUGGCUGAACUUCUCCAAGGUGACCGGCCUCCCUUCCAGGCCACUACCUCUUGCCAUAUUGUGUAUGUCCUGAGCCUUCAGAUCCUGUGGGUGUGUGCUCAUUGCACCAGCAUCUGCCCCCAGGGUAAGUGUAGUCGCCGGGACCCCAGUUGUCCAUCUCAGAGGGCUGUAAGCCAGGCCAACAUCAGGCUCCUGGUAGAAGAUGGCACCGCAGAAGCGACGGUGAUCUGUAGGAAUCAUCUUGUGGCAAGGGCACUAGGGCUGAGUCCUAGUGAGUGGUCCUCCAUCCUCGAGCAUGCCAGGGGGCCGGGGAGAGUGGCCUUGCAGUUUACAGGGCUAGGAGGCCAAACAGAGUCUGCAAGCAAAACCCAUGAGCCCUUGACCCUGCUCCUCCGGACACUUUGUACCAGCCCCUUUGUCCUCCGACCCGUUAAGCUUUCUUUUGCACUUGAAAGGAGACCCACUGAUAUUUCCCCACGAGAACCGUCCCGGCUGCAGCAGUUCCAGUGUGGAGAGCUCCCUCUGCUGACCAGAGUGAAUCCCAGGCUCCGACUGGUCUGCCUUUCUCUGCAGGAGCCGGAGCUCCCCAACCCUCCACAAGCAUCUGCUGCUUCGUCUUGAUGACACUGCCUAAGGUGGCCCCAGAGUUUCCAGGACCCCAGACACUGGAGUGAGGAACUCCUGCCCCACUGUGAUUUCUAGUUAUUCUGGUGUCAGCAUGCCUUGGAGACACUGAAAACGGCAGAUCACAGCAUGAUAAUGGUGUUUCCUCCAAUUGGGUUAGAACACCUACACUCAGAGGUGACCCUCCCUGAGUGCUUGGGUUCUGCCUUGUGGAGAAAGCAGGACGGAGACCUUGCCCCUUAUGAUUGAUUGUAUUGUGAUAGGCCCUUUGGGCUACAAUAAACUUCUCUGAGGACUUUC
This is a messenger RNA of Mus musculus (house mouse), 5082 nucleotides long. It is a transcript of the gene Ctc1, whose product is annotated as CTS telomere maintenance complex component 1. Gene Ontology annotation, molecular function: telomeric repeat DNA binding; single-stranded DNA binding; G-rich strand telomeric DNA binding. NCBI's taxonomy places the organism in Eukaryota, Metazoa, Chordata, Mammalia, Rodentia, Muridae. Gene Ontology annotation, cellular component: CST complex; nucleus; chromosome, telomeric region. The transcript has 24 exons. Gene Ontology annotation, biological process: telomere maintenance; negative regulation of telomere maintenance via telomerase. The record is from RefSeq and is a predicted model, not a curated record. Bases 946 to 4779 code for a protein of 1277 amino acids.